AUCGUGGAGUUCGUCGACUCCAGUACUACACCAAGGCCCCUUAUGGUGAUGGAAUACCUACCGCUAGGGAGUCUGGCGGCGCAAGACCAAGUCUCUUCUAUUUGCGAUACUGACAUGUUAGUCGUCUGCAAACAAAGUCUGGAAGGUCUUUCUUGUCUCCACGGCCAGAACAUCACACAUCGAGACCUGAAGCCAGAAAAUAUCCUCUUGCGUUCUAGGACUCCUAUUCACAUCAACUUGGCGGACUUGGGAUUGGCCCAGAACAGGUUGGAUCUGAAGACUUUCUGUGGAUCUUGGAUGUACGCCGCUCCAGAAAUUUUCCUCGGUCAAUUUUACACAGAAGUCGUGGAUAUCUGGUCUCUUGCCGUGAUUGUGAUGAAAUUCGUUUAUGGG
Molecule: messenger RNA, 393 nt
Organism: Capronia coronata CBS 617.96
Lineage: Eukaryota; Fungi; Ascomycota; Eurotiomycetes; Chaetothyriales; Herpotrichiellaceae
Exons: 1
Biological process (GO): autophagy; peptidyl-serine phosphorylation
Cellular component (GO): cytoplasm
Molecular function (GO): protein serine/threonine kinase activity; ATP binding
Source: RefSeq, a predicted model, not a curated record